ACCGGAAGUGGCCGGCAGAUCGUUCGAAAACAUGUGGCUGGAGGUCUGGCUGGCUGCGCUGAGCACACUGUGCGCCGGGCUGGGGGUUCGGGGGGAGCACACCGAUUACAGCCGGAGGGUGAGUGUCCAUGGCUGACCAUUUUAUUUAGCAGCCUCAUUGCAUGUUACAGGCCAGUAACAGGAGGGUGGGGGGUACCUACCUUACAUUGGGGGCAGUUACUGGGGGAGUGAUGGCUUCUAAGGGUACUGAUUGGGGUGGCAGCGGCCAGAAGGAACGUUCUUGGUAAAUUGAGGGAAGGGAGCUGGUGAGGGGACAUAUCUGGAAUGAAAUAGUCUGGUGAUAAAACAGUACUUGUAAACAAUGGCGUUUGGGGCAGGGAGAGGGGCUGAUCUGUUACCUUCAUUGAGAGGUUUGGAAAUGAAAACAAUGAGGUGAGGGGAGUUUGUUUCUAAUAUGUUGAAAGCUAGAUACCUGCAGGUGGUGUAUGUUUAUCCUUGUUAUACAUAGGUACUCAUAUUCUGAAUAAAACGUGUGGUGGCCUUCAAUAGACCAAAAUGGGACAGGUUCGUUACAUGGGCACGCAAGCUGAAGGGGCACCUGUGUUGUUAGUAAAAAUCCAGCUAGUAUUUGUUUUAGAUUAGAGGUGCAGGUCACAGGAGCUCCCAGCUUGAGUGCAGGACUUGUGGGCUCUUUCACUGGUGUUGAGAAAUCUAUUUAAUCAAAGUUAGCUGCUCUGGUUGUGUGCUGCCCUAUUAUCCUCCAGCUCUCUGAUAAAUGCUUAUUAGUACUGAUUAAGGAACACAUGAUCCCCCCCCCCCUUUUUACUCUGACACUCCAUCUAAGCUCUAUAGUAACAGAUUUAUGCACACUGUGAAGGGUUAUAUCAGAAUUAUUUGUGGAAAUGAAAGUUAAACCAUAUCCAGCCUCGUAAUCACAACCUCAAAUAGAGAUCACGAGUACUUGCAGGAAAUAGCGAGUGUCUCCUCUUAUUGCUGUGUCUAGCUUGUUCUGUCCAGGGAGGUAUGAAAUUUGUUUUAGUUACUGUUUUUAUUAUUUUUAAAUUGUAGGUUUCACUGCAGUACAAUCCUGGAACCAGUGAUAAGUCUGUGAACCUUUUGCAUGUACGUGCUGUGGACAAUGUCAGCACCAUUCACUAUGUAUGGAGUACCAUCGGGGCCCCCACUGCUCUCCUCAUAUACACCUCCAGUCCGACAAGUGAGCUGAACAUUAAUUGGACCAAAUUAACAUCACGAGAACCAUACGGUGCUAUCACAAUACAGCCAUCCAGCAGUGUCCUUUACUCUACUGCCCUGAUGUUCACAAGAGUAAGUGCAUGGUGAUUAGAGGGUUUUUCAUGUAACUAUUUGCCAGAAGUGUAAAUGAAUACUCCAAGCAUAUAAACACUAGAGUGUGCUGUAUUAAUAAACCUCAACAUUGCUUCCCUUGAAGUUGGACACGGUUGGAUGGAAUAAAAUGAUGCACUAUUGCUAUGCUUUUUCGAGUCAGUCCCCUGGUAUCCCCAAGAGUAGCAAAGCAGGGAGCCAAGUCAGAGCAGCAGCACAGGACCCGGAAAUUGAGACUGUUUUGGUCCCUGGUAAUGGUUAUCUGUCCCCCAUUGUAAAUAGUCAGACAUUUCUUUUAUCAGUAAUCCGCCGGCUGCUUGCCGCCUCCACUACUGGAGUCAUGGACACUUUAGUGUGAUUUACUAACCUUUUUCCAGCGCCACGCAGGGCUCCUUGUGUAUGGCCCCAUUCCUGAUCCGCCUCUUUGGCUGACAUAAUCAGAAUUGGUAAUCUCAGCCAGUCACAAUGCUUAGCCAUAAGAAAGCUUUGAAUUGGCUGAGAUUGUCAAUUCUGAUGAUCUCAGCCAAGGAGGCUGGGCAGAGCCAAACUCUGCCCUGGCCGAUCAGCAUCUCCUUAUAGAGAUGCAUUCAAUCAGUACAUUUCUUUGGGGAAAGUUCAGCGUCUCCAUGCAGAGGAUGGAGACACACAUUGUGCAGCACUGCCUGUAAUGUAAACAUUGCCUUUUCUCUGAAAAAAGAGUGUUUACAUGAAAAUGCCUGCAGGGACUGACUAUAUUCACUAGAACAACUACAUUAAGCUGUAGUUGUUCUAGUGACUAUAGUGUCCCUUUAAUGUUAAAAUGUUCUUGCAAUUAGAGUUCAUAUUGCAAAAUUUAGGCUAACAUAACCCAACUGUAAUUAUUAGAAACAUUUCUAGGCUAGCAGAACUGAAAACAUAGUUAGGAUUUUUCAAUUUCAAUAUUUAGGCCACUUUUUGGGGGGAGGGGACAAAAGAAAAAAGCUGUCCCACAUAUGUUUUGCUGCAUAUAGAUAAACAGAUAUGUUCGUAUAAAGGCUUCUGAUAAGGUAGGAUGUAAUCUAGUUUACACCUCACACUGUGUUGUGGAAAGUCCCACUGUUUUAUAUCUCUGACAUGGCUGUGACAAUGACCCUGAUGAGUCAUUUUUAUAUUAUUUAAACUUCAAGAUCGCAAAUGCUAUAUUCUCUGUGUGAAUUAUUUUGUAUAAGUAAACACCCCCUUCUCAGUGCAUUCCCGGGGUUUGUUUGCAGUUGGAGAGGAUAGUGUUUUGAGAAAUUCUUCUUCGCAAACUAUAGACCAGGUAUUAAAAGAUCAGCAGUGUGUUUUCACAAAUCCUGAAAUUAUAUAUACACUGAGAACAUGUGUAUACUUACAUAUAUGCAGUACAAGAAAGUGCACAGGAGCUAUAACAAUAUUUAAAAUAAUAAAAGAUGUGCCUUUAGGAUCGGACCUAAGAACGUGCUGGCAUUACAUUUCCUAUAUUUGUUUUCUUUGCAGAUCUUUGAGUACUCUGAUGUAAAUAACACCGCAAAUUUCUCUGGGACCGCUGAGAAAUCCUUCUACCCCACCUAUAACUUGUCUGACUUCAAGUGGGAAAAUGCAAAUGCCACUUUAAAUACCUCUUCCUUGACUGCCAACCUGACUGGGAGACACAAGUCGGAGAGCUUUCAGAAUGGAAGUGUGAUUUUCCGAGUGAGUUAUGGGAUUUUAGGGAAUCAUUUGGGGUUAGAAUUUCUGUUAUUAGCUACGACUCUGAUGGUCAUUAAAUGCCACAAAUCUGUUCCUAAUUCCUGAACUGCAAUUGGAUCCCAUGCAGACUACACAAUGGGUGUGACUAGGCUAGGCAGUUCCUAAUGUUGGGCCGUCUUGUUCUCUCUGUUGCCAUACCUUUUGCAUUAACAUUGGUUGCCGAUUAUCUGAUUCGAGAUUAAGACCAUGGAUUUCAAUCGUACAUUUAAAGGGACACUAUAUUCACCAAAACAACCUUGGCUUAAUGAAGCAGUUUUGGUGUAUAGAGCAUGCCCCUACAGUCUCACUGCUCAAUUCGCUGCCACUUAGGAGUUAAAUCACUUCUGUUUAUGCAGCCCUGGUUAUGACUGACACAGCCUGCAUUAAAACAAAAUGGUUUCAUUUUCAAUCAGAUGUAACCUACUUUAAAAGUUUCUGUCUCCUUCUCUGUAAAUUGAACUUUAAUCACACAUAGGAGGGUUUAGCAGGCUAUUAACAGAGCAGGAGAUACAACAUUCUAAAUGAUACAGAACUUGCAAUAAAGGAAGUGUAAACAUUAGAUGACUGUUUACAGGAAGUGUUUAGGAACGCUGUGUAAGUCACAUGCAGGGAGGUCAGAGACUUGAGCAGUGAGACAGGGGCAUGAUAUAUACAUAUAUAUAUCAUAUAUAUCUGAUCAGUGUGUGUGUUGUUUUUUACUUUACCUUAUAUAUUUUUUUUUUUUUUUUUAACACAUUAUCUUAUAAAAAAUACUUUUCCUGUAAGGAGGGACAGUAUGGGUAAAGCAACUAAAAACUGUUAAUGGUAAAAUAGCUGUACUGGAAAGAAGUUAACUCGACUAUUUUCCCCGCAUGACUAUUUUAUCCUAAUGUUUUAAUUUCUGUGACUGUUAUUUGAUGAUCCCUGCUUAACCCCUUCUUCACCUAUUUUCUGCUAGGUAUCGGCUUUUGGCAGUUCUGGGAGGGAUCUCGCCUCUCCUCGCCUGCUCCACACAGCAAACUCUUCCAAGCUUGAGUUUUUGAUGUCAGAGGUCAAACCUCGGGGGAACAACUCCCGUUUUGCUCUUGAGAUGUUCACCUUGGAGAAGAAGGAGGGAUGUAAGAAGAUGGUGUCUGUACGCUCAAUCGAUGAUGAAUAUACCCCAACGAUUUUUGAGGUGAGCCGUUGUUUUACCCCCAGAAGAAACUAAUUUGUUUCGUCAUUUUAAUCAUUGGUGACACUCCAUGAAAUCUCACAUUUCAUUUCAUAAUUUCCCUUUUAAUCAUAUAUCUGAGCACAUUUAUAGCUCGCUGUACCUGGUGUAGGCAGCUGGCAGCUCUCCAGGAGCCUCCUGUACUUGGACUCCCAUAAUUCUUCCUAUGUCUGGUAUGUGCUCCUGGGCCUUUAGUGUAACAUCUGCAAAAGGAAGACGUGUUUGUGAUGAAAGUCCCGUGUUACUAUGCUCCUUGAUGUGCCAUUCCAUAGAUCGACUGGCCAUUGUGCGUAGUUCCCGUUACCAUUUCUCCUAAUCAGAAACUUUGUUUUGCAGGUCGCACAGCUUAUUGCAAACAUGCCGAAUGACAGCCAUGCCCAAGGUUAUUUCCAGUGGAAGUCUGUGGCCUAUGGUGCCGUCGGUGGCAAAAGAGCGGAUUCACUGCCAUGCCAGUACUAUGACUUGAGGCUCACGAACGAAUCUCUGCAGUUUCCCAGCAUUGUCCAUGCCUUCUUUGGAAAAGACCUGAUUGAGAGAUACAAUGUGGAGGCCUUCAACGUUUCCUUUGGGAUUGCAGAUGGGGACUUCUAUGAUAAACACAAUUUUUUAAGUUGGUGAGUGGAAUUCUACCUGUUCUGAGAAUGUUGCCUCAGCCAUGCAGUGCACCAGUUAAUCUGUUGCUUCUACUGUUAUUUAUUUAUUUUUUCCUGCUUUUUAUACAUAUUGUGUAACUUUAGGCAACACUAAGGGCACUAUGACAAAUGAAUCAGAAUUAAGUUGUUAUGGUGCCUGGAGGUCCCUGGCACCGGCAUUUCUUCAUGGGUUAAAGCAUUAAAGAACAGUUUUAUCUGUUGGCUCUGACUCCCCUCCUUCCACAUUUGCUUGAAACAGGAAGCCUUGGACGGCCACAGACAGGCACCCCUGAUUGGCUGAGAGCGUCAACAUUAAGCUAAUCCGUAGCUCCCCAUUCACAAGAAGACAAUUAAAAUAUGAACGCUUUUCAAACCUUUUUGUGAAUGGGAAGCUAUGGAUUGAUUUAGAACUGAUGCUCUCAGUCAGUCAGUGAUGCCCCUGUCCGAAGCCUUUCGAGACUUCCUGUUUCAAGCCAAUAAUAAAUGUAGAAGGUGGGGGUCAUAGCUGACCGGUGCUGGAUUCAGCACUUUUGGAUUAAACUGUUCGUUAAUGUGUUAACCCAUCAAAGUAUGCUGUUACCAGAAACCUGCUGGCACCAUAACAUUAUUCCAAUUUAGUUGUUAUGGUGUCUGGAGGGUCCUUUUUGUUUUGUUUUUUACCCCCAUACCCCCCUCUUUUUUUAGGGGUUACACUGAAGGCACAUUGCAAUGUUUACAUUGCAUGGUUAAGGCUGCUUUUAGUGGGGGGCAGGUUGCCAGAGGACGCUAUAGUGAUAGAAAUACAGUUUUGUAUUUCUAAUGCUAUAGUUUUCCUUUAAAAUCAGUAGGAAGAAGCCGGCUUCUCCCUCAAAAGGGAAGAGACUCCAUCCACCAGUAUCAUCUCAUUCUGGCCCAUGGUGUCUUCUGAUACCCCAUAAUGUCCAGUAUACAGAAAUUUACAAAAUGACUACGUUAUCCCACCAGGAGUAGUCUCUUAAGAUGAGUGGAACGUCUCUGUAACAUGACAACAGACAAACCAUGUCUGCUGUAAUUUUACUCACAACCCCGCAACUCACAACGGUUUGCCGUCAAGCAAAAAAAAAAGAGAAACGAAAAAUACAGCCACAGCAAUUUUUUUAUUAUUGCAAGUAAUUGCAGUACUAAGACACUCCAUCCUAGGUGUAGGAUAGCCUCUGUGUUAUAGCUUUACAGUCAAACAACGUUUUCAUGGUGCUUAGACUGACCCUUUUAAUCUUCAAAUAAAAUGUCACGUCAAGUUUUUUUAAUUAUAUAACAUACCUUUUUUUUUUCUUCUUUUUUUUUUUGCAGGUCAGCUCUGAUUGGUUACGGAACACCUCCCAAGGACACCUUUUCCACGCUGGUUAUCUGUAUUAUGGCAGUGGCCCUCGGCACUCCGUUGCUGCUGUUGAUCGUUGGUGCAGUCGUUGUCUUCUCUUUGCGAAAUAGAGUGUACUCUAGUUAUGAGCCUAUUAAUUAGCUGGUGGCUGGCGGUGGUGUAGUGCAGUCACAACUCACGCCUUGUACACUUGAAGAUGGGCUUCUUUUAGUUUGCACAUGAACUCUUUGAGAAUCGAAUUUGUGGUAGCAACAUGGCACUGCAGGAGAUUGGUCAGCCUACUUAUCACAACUAGAAGUAAACUAGACUUAAUGAUUGGUGAUUUUUCUUUUUUUUUUUAUUCCAGAUAGACUAUCUCCUAUGGUGCCAACAAGCAUUAGAUUUUGGAUUACUGGGGAGGGGAAGUAAGCAGUUUUGUGUAACGGGUAGUAUUUUUCUCUUUCUGCUUAUCUUCCCUCUCCCACGAAGAGUUAAGGUUAAAAGACGAUUGGAUUUAUUUUUUCGUCUGGCCAGUUGUCUGGUCUUGUACAUGUUUGUUAUUGUAUUUGAUUAGGUACACUCAGCAAUCACUUGUGUUUUUCAAGAUCAGACAGAGCCAGAGAGAUGGGGAAUUUUAGGGAAUUUUUUUUUUUUUUUUUAUCCCCUGAAUGCUGCAUUCACUCCCUAUCAUUUAUAGUUCUUUUUAUUUACUUUCUUUGGUUGCAUUUACUAAGACGUGUUAUUUUCUGAUAAUUUAUGAACAUUUUAAAGUUCUAAAGGUUAAAGAUGUAAUUAUUCCCCCCCCCCCCUUCAUAUUUUACACCUACUUUUUAAGCAAAUAGCAAAUUGACAUUAAUUUCCUCCGGUAUUUAAAUCCUCAGGGCGGUUUUCAAUAGGUUUGCUAUAAAGCUCACAAAAAGAGCCAUUGCGAACACGGGUACUAGGUAAAUUCCAUAGCGCAUUGUUUAAAUCCUCAGACGUCAGAUAAAAGAUUUGUGCGUCUGAACAUUCUUCUGACGGUGAAAAACGAUUAAGAAUUGUUUUGUGAUGUUUUCUUUAUGUAUAGAAUGUGUAUAUGGUACUCUGCCUAACUUUACGGAACUAAUUGUAGUAUUAACUCAUGUCCUAACAUGCAUCAUCAAGUGCUUUCUCUUUGCCAUAUUUAUCGAUAUUGGCGCUAAAGUUCGGCCAUCUUGUUUGCUAGGCAUGGCUGUUCAUUUGUCACACUUGAUUUGCAUGGUCCGGUGGCUUUAAGGUCUGAUAACCCAGAAAAUCGACCUUCACUUUAUAUGAAAGUCCUAAUAACGGGUAGCCAACUAGGUGUUUUCAGCUUGCACUAUCUUAUCUGUUACAUUCCUCUUGCCUUUUACAUCAUUCGUCUGUUAUUGGUGCUGUUUCCUAUACGUCAUAAUGACAUCACUAAAACACAGGAAGUGACAAACUGCUAUCCACGAGACAGCAGGCAAUUUAAAUAAAUUCAUCCAUUCCUAUCCACUAAACUCACUCUGGAUAGUGUGUGUGUGUAUAUAAUUUUGUUUGUACACCGUAAUUAUGUUUUUCAUUAUGUUGAUGAUCUUAUGUCAGUUUAAAAAUAUAUAUAAUCCGUGUCUUUUCUUGUUUGUCUUUUUUUUUUAUUAUUAUUAUUUUAUUUUUUUUUUAGGUUUACUGAAGCCAAUCAAUGUUCUCUGAUUUACAGACUAACUUUUUUGUUUUAUUAUCUGAAAUUGUUUUGUAUCUGCUUCCUUGACGUAUGUGCCACUUAUUAAUAAUUACCGUUUUAUUUUAAUGUGUGUCUUUUUAAUUAAAAAAUGUAUAAAAUGCUAUUUUUCGUAUCUUCAAGGUAAAGUGCUCCUG
Pelobates cultripes (western spadefoot toad) is the source of this 8044-nucleotide messenger RNA. The record is from the annotation of a GenBank genome assembly. NCBI's taxonomy places the organism in Eukaryota, Metazoa, Chordata, Amphibia, Anura, Pelobatidae.